CGGUAGCUUGGCGGGCCGUUGCAGUGGCAGGUCGACGGUCGGAGGUCGCAGGGCGAAGGGCGAAGGUCGCAGGGUCCACGGGUCGUGAUUUCUCUUCGACGGCAGCCGCCAACCGCAGCCACCACCCGCAGCCGCCACCACACCAGCAGAGCGCAGACAGCAAUUAUAAUGGCUGCCGCAGAGACGCGCAGGCUGCUUGAACAGCUCAUGGGCGAGCAGCUCAUGAGCGGCUCCGACCAGCGCGCACCGCAGCUCAGCAUCACCGACCCCAAGGUCUGCCGCUCAUAUCUCGUCGGCAACUGCCCCCACGACCUCUUCACCAACACAAAGAACGAACUCGGCCCCUGCCCCAAGGCCCACAAUGAAGCGCUCAAGACCGAGUACCAGGAGGCAGACGCAGACCAGAAGCGCCGUUGGGGCUUUGACUUUGACUACCUGCGCGACAUGCAGCACCACAUUGACGGCUGCAACCGCAAGAUAGACCAGGCGCAGCGGCGCCUGGAAAAGACGCCCGAGGAGAUUCGACAGACGAACGCUCUGCUGAAAUCGAUCAACGAGCUGACCAAGUCCAUCGACGCCGGCAUGCUCGAGGUCCAGAUCAUGGGCGAGGAGGGCAUGGUCAACAUGGCCGUGCAAGAGUUCACCAAGGUCCGCAUGAAGAAGGCGGAGAAGGAGGAGCGUGAAAGGGAGCUCAGGGCUCUCUCGGACACGGGCGGACCGUCAGGACAUCAGAAGCUUCAGGUCUGUGACGUGUGCGGUGCCUAUCUCAGUCGUCUUGACAAUGAUCGCCGAUUAGCAGACCAUUUCUACGGAAAGAUGCACCUCGGCUAUGCUCAGAUGCGCAAGUCGUACGAAUCCCUGCAAAAGGACCUCAAGGGCCGCGCUCCUCCCCGCGACGCAUACCCAUCACAGGGCGACGACCGAGCAUCUGGCGGCUGGGGCGGCGGUGGCUAUGGUGGAGGUGGAGGAGGCUACGGCGGCCGCGGUGGGCGGCGUGGUCGCGGAGGCAGAAGAGGAGGCUGGUAAUGGUCUUUUGGUCCGGCGUUCAAGGUGUGUCAAGAUGAUUCCCAAACGGUCCAACUUACUACAGCAUUAUUGCGAGCGACACUGGACCUGCAACUUCUUUCAGCAGUGCUUGUACAACAGAGGCCGUCUACAAAGCCAUUUGGAGCAUGGAGCUCGCGACCUAGUCCAAAUCAAAACCAUGGACUGCGUGCAACUAUGCAUACUGCUCGGCAGGAGUCUUGACAGCCGAGAGUCUCCUGGAUCGAGGGAUACCAGUGAGUUGACAUUUCGCUUGUCGCCCGUCGUCU
This is a messenger RNA of Didymella exigua CBS 183.55, 1313 nucleotides long. Its product is annotated as LUC7-domain-containing protein. Lineage: Eukaryota; Fungi; Ascomycota; Dothideomycetes; Pleosporales; Didymellaceae. Gene Ontology annotation, molecular function: mRNA binding. The transcript has 4 exons. The record is from RefSeq and is a predicted model, not a curated record. Gene Ontology annotation, biological process: mRNA splice site recognition. Gene Ontology annotation, cellular component: U2-type prespliceosome; U1 snRNP. Bases 169 to 1026 code for a protein of 285 amino acids.